GAAACAAACGAGGAACAGUCGCAGUUUCAUUCAAGACAUAGUUCAUGAUGGUCGUAUGUUAGCGUAAUACAUUAGUGGCGAGAAUGAAAAAAUCAGUUUUUUUGUGAACAAGGAUUGAUGAAAAAGAAUUUUUCUUGCUGACAGAUAUAGUUUUUCUGAAUAAUUUGCCGUAUGAAGAUUCCGCUCAAAAGUGGAUUCAAGUGAAAUAAAGACACUCCAGUUUCAAGAAAGUGACAUACCCGUGAAGAAAGAAGAAAAAGAUGAAUCGAAUGGCUACCAAAAAGAUGGCAUAUACCUACGAAGACGAUAGGGAAAAUGACGACUCUUCCGGUUCCGAUUUCGACGAAGAUGAAGAUCCAGAUGAGAUCGAAGUUCCAGGUGGCGGCAGAGAUUUAGCUACAGUCGCGACUCUUACGAAAUUUAAAGAAAAUAUCGCUUCUGUGCCUCCCGUUUCCGGUGGUGUAAUGUCUGCAGCAUCAAAUGUAUCAUCAAAGUCGACUGGUAAGAUUCCUAGCGGAUUAGUCACAAAGACUGCCAAUGCGGGACAUUAUCAGGUGAUCAGGCAACCAUCCCUUCUGAAACAGCCUGAUUCAAACAACAGUGUAUAUGGAAAGGGUGGUAGUAGUGGAAUGAGUUCGUCUACAGCUGACGUUGGAAGUAGUUGCAGUAGCAGUAAUAAUUUGUCUGAUUCCACUACUAACACUCUGGCAGGAUCUUUAGCAUCAAUUGGGAUGCUGCCGCCUGGGCCGACCAGCAUUCUUGGAGGUCUGGGUAGUUAUUAUCCACCAGCCAUUGUCACCUUAUUGGCGCAAAUGGGAAUGGCAGCAUCAUAUGGAUUCGUUGGUAAUUCGUCAAAAAACACCGCAAACCAAAUGUCGAGUAAUCAAAUGCUCGAUCAUUUGAAAGCAUUGGUAACCGCUAAUCCACAUUACUUAACCAGCGGUAUACCGACAAAUUUGCUAUCCCAAAUUUUGAUGGCCGAUCCAGGCAAAAUACAGCAGCCAUCCUUUUCUUAUGCUAAUCAAGUAGCUGAGGAUGAAGAAGCCGAAGAAGAGGAAAUGGGUGUUGCUGAAACGUACGCAGAGUACUGGCCAUCAAAGCUGAAAAUUGGCAAAAAACAUCCAGAUCAAGUAGUAGAAACUGCCUCCUUGUCUUCAGUAGAACCAUCCGAUGUGUACUACAAACUAUCUCUCCCACUGGAGACAAUCAAUGGAGGUUUGUUGAGUGCACUUCAACUGGAAUCUAUCACAUACGCUAGCCAGGCUCAUGAUCAUUUGCUGCCAGAUGGAACUCGAGCCGGUUUUCUCGUUGGUGAUGGCGCUGGUGUUGGUAAAGGCAGAACUAUAGCUGGUAUAAUUUUUGAAAAUUAUCUCAAAGGCCGCAAGAAAGCGAUCUGGAUAUCCGUUUCGAACGAUCUAAGAUAUGAUGCCGAGCGGGACCUUCGAGACAUUGGUGCUAGUAAAAUAGAAGUUCACCCACUGAAUAAAUUCAAAUAUGCCAAAAUCAAUUCAUCGUUGAACAACAACACAAAGAAAGGCGUAAUUUUUGGAACGUAUUCAGCAUUGAUCGGGGAGUCGCAGAGCACUGGGGGAAAAUAUAAGACCCGACUCAAGCAGUUGUUGAAUUGGUGCGGUGAAGAUUUCGACGGAGUAAUUGUCUUUGAUGAGUGUCAUAAAGCGAAGAAUCUGUGUCCAACGGGUUCAAGCAAACCUACCAAGACUGGGCUUACCGCAUUGGAGCUGCAAAAUAAAUUACCUAAAGCCCGGGUUGUGUACGCUUCAGCCACUGGUGCUUCGGAACCUCGAAAUAUGGCGUACAUGGUGCGGUUGGGUAUUUGGGGACGGGGAACGCCGUUUCCUGGAUUUAUGGAUUUCAUUACUGCAGUGGAAAGAAGAGGCGUUGGUGCUAUGGAAAUCGUUGCAAUGGAUAUGAAAUUGCGUGGUAUGUACAUUGCUCGUCAGUUAAGCUUCUACGGAGUAACGUUCAAGAUCGAGGAAGUACCACUAACGAGCGAAUUCAGGCAGAUUUACGAUGAGUCGGUUGAAUUGUGGGUAUUAGCAAUGCAAAAGUUUACUGAAGCCGCUGAACUUAUCGACGCAGAGAAUCGCAUGAAAAAAACCAUGUGGGGACAAUUCUGGUCCGCGCAUCAACGUUUUUUCAAGUACCUAUGUAUUGCAUCGAAGGUUAAUCAUGCCGUUAAAAUAGCUAGGGAAGCAAUCAAAUAUGGCAAGUGUGUUGUAAUUGGUUUGCAAUCCACCGGAGAAGCUAGAACACUAGAACAAUUAGACCGAGACGACGGUGAAUUGAGCGACUUUGUGUCCACUGCGAAAGGCGUCUUCCAAUCACUGGUAGAAAAACAUUUUCCCGCUCCUGAUCGAAGCCGUAUAAAUCGACUGCUCGGCUUGGAGCCACCAAAGAAAACACAGUUGGAAUGUUUACUGGAAGAGAUAAACUCAAAACCAUCGGCAAGCAACGCUUUCAAACGCAAAAAUCAAACCGCUCGGAACGAUUCGAAGCCGAAGAAAGUUAGACAAAAUUCAUCUGAUGACUGCAAUAGUGAUUCCGAAGGUGAUUUCAAGGCGUCUGACAGUGAUCGGGAAGAAAAUAGUCAUGACUCGGGCAGCGAGCGAAGCAGUGACUAUAAUCCGUUCUAUUCUGGUUCAGAUAGUGAUGAUGAUCCGUGGGUAGGAAAAACGAGUAAACCCAAACCGAAGAAAUCCAAGCUCCAGACAAAAAGGAAACCAGUCUCGACUCAGGAUAAAAUACAAGCUCAUCUCUCGAAGAAACAGAACGAUACGAAACCUGUAACGCUCCGUGCUAGUAAUGGCGUCUCUAUUCAAAUUGGUCCUCCGCCUAAAGAUGCCAUAGAGAACGCCUGUCAGAUGAAGGAUGAGUUGUUGGCAAAGAUUGAAAGGUUGGGAGAACAGUUGCCGGCUAACACAUUGGAUCAGCUGAUUGAUGAGCUGGGCGGACCUGAAAAUGUUGCCGAGAUGACUGGACGAAAAGGACGGGUUGUUCAAAAUGAAGAUGGCACUAUUCAGUAUGAGUCACGAUCCGAACAAGAUACUCCUCUAGAAACACUUAAUAUUACAGAGAAGAAACGUUUUAUGGACGGUGAGAAAGACGUUGCAAUUAUAUCGGAGGCGGCAUCCAGUGGUAUCUCGCUCCAAAGUGAUCGACGUGUUCGUAACCAACGACGACGAGUACACAUUACUCUUGAGUUGCCUUGGUCAGCAGAUCGAGCCGUGCAGCAAUUUGGUCGUACGCAUCGAUCUAAUCAAGUGAACGCCCCAGAAUAUGUGUUUCUGAUAUCCGAUCUCGCUGGAGAACGACGAUUCGCUUCCACUGUUGCCAGAAGACUCGAAUCGCUCGGUGCUUUAACGCAUGGUGACCGACGCGCGACUGAAACUCGUGAUUUGUCACAGUUCAAUAUUGAUAAUAAGUAUGGCCGAACUGCUCUUGAGUCGAUUAUGAAAACAAUAAUGGGCUAUGAGCAGCCGCUCAUCCCACCACCCAGCGAUUACAAGGGCGAUUUCUUUAAAGAUAUUGCCGGAGCACUGGUAGGCGUUGGCCUGAUUGUAAACAGCGAACAAACGCCGGGAGUGCUGAGUCUAGAUAAGGAUUAUAAUAAUAUCUCAAAAUUCCUCAAUAGAAUAUUAGGUAUGCCGGUCGAGCUGCAGAACAGAUUAUUCAAAUAUUUCACUGAUACAUUGGCGGCCAUCAUUGAGCAAGCGAAGAAACGUGGAAGGUUUGACCUAGGAAUAUUGGAUUUGGGAGCGGCAGGUGAAAAUGUGACACGUAUUAAAAUUACCAAAUUUAUCAGAAAACAUGCAACGGGUGUGGCCCCCACCGAGUUACAUACGGUUCAAGUGGAAAGAGGAAUGAUAUGGCAGGAAGCUAUUGACAAGUGGGCAGAUUUGAGCGGCGAAAAAGAAGGAUUUUAUCUAUCAAAACAAGCACGCAAUGGCAACAAAAGCACAGCCAUUCUCGCGGUGGAAAUUGAAAACACCACAACACCUAAGAAGAAGGGUGAAAUAAAAAGCAAGAAGAAUACUAUGUUCCAGGUUUACCGACCAAAUACCGGAUUGCAAUUCAAGCUCGAAUCAUUAGAUGAGCUUGAAAAAAAGUACAAAAAAGUUCAAAGUGAUGAAGCUGAACGGCACUGGACACAUCAAUAUGAUGCUUCUGUAAACACCUGCUCUCAUACUUAUUGGAAAGGAGUGUGUCGAUCUGUUUCCAUGGGUCAAGACUGUGAGGUUGGUCUUCGAAGGAGAACUUACUUUGUUCUAUCGGGAUCAGUCCUUUCAGUAUGGGCUCGAGUGGAAAACAGUUUGGCAGCACGUGUUGGCAACUCGAAUCGAAUGCAAGUGGUUCGGUUAAAAACUAAAGAAGGGAUUAAAAUCGUGGGAACGCUUAUUCCAAAAAAUUGUGUCGAUCAUCUCAUCAAGGAUUUGAGUAGCGACUCCGAGAAAGUUGAGGAGCAAUCUUUCUUGGGAAAAUAAACUAACUGAAUGCUGCGUCAAAGCAUAACUAUACAAUUAUACGUGAUAGUAAAUUUAAGUGAGUUGAGGAUGUAAAUAUUGGCCCUAAAUCAUUUAAAUUAUUGAAACCAAAAUCCCAUUUGAUCGUAUUAACGCCUAACAGCAAUAUGGAACAUAAUAUAUCCUUCCAUUUCUGUACCAUAUUAUUUUAUUCACUAUUGUGUAUCUCAUCAUAUUUUCAUUAAUUAUCGAGUCAAUAGUUCACUAGAAUAGAUCGAUGUUGUCAUCAAGUACGUAUGCGCGUGGUAGUAAAAUAGGAUGUAACUGGUGUUUAGAACAAAAAAUUGUUCAUUGUUUGACGACUUCGGUAAAAUUAAAAUGCAACAAACCAAUUUUUAGAUCAAAAUAAUCAUCUCGUAUGAUUAGUGAAAACAUUCACGUUUCUUUGUUUUUAAGAGGCUUUAAACUUUGCAGUUCAUUCGCCUCCAAUGGAAAACAUUGGAAUAUAA
Messenger RNA from Toxorhynchites rutilus septentrionalis, 4990 nucleotides. It is a transcript of the gene sno, whose product is annotated as protein strawberry notch. Gene Ontology annotation, molecular function: chromatin DNA binding; histone binding. Lineage: Eukaryota; Metazoa; Arthropoda; Insecta; Diptera; Culicidae. The transcript is spliced from 14 exons. Gene Ontology annotation, biological process: regulation of DNA-templated transcription. Bases 261 to 4502 code for a protein of 1413 amino acids. The record is from RefSeq and is a predicted model, not a curated record. Gene Ontology annotation, cellular component: nucleus.